CAUCACCAUCUCCAUCCCUCGCCGCCGCCGACGCAUCUCGACAGCCUCCAUGGCCGAACCCAAACCCUAGCCCCGCCGCCACUGCCUCCCCAUCCUGCGGCCGAUCCCCGCCAGAUCUAGGGUUUCCCACUCCUAACCAUCCGACUCUGCUCACUCCCCACCUUGAACCUCGUCAGAUCCGAUGGGCAUGCGCCUUCACAAGGAUCCUUCAAAGUAGUGCAUCACAGGAAGCUGUCCUGUAGGAAGAUGGAAUCUGCUGUCUUUGAGACCCCACUUUUACAUGGUCUUCCUGAUGAGAUUGCCCUCCUUUGCUUAGCAAGGGUUCCUCGGCAGUGUCAUAAUGCUCUCAGAUGUGUCUCAAGGAGAUGGAAAGCAUUGUUAUGCAGUGAGGAGUGGCACUCUUACCGCAAGCGGAACAAUUUGGACGAGUCUUGGAUAUAUGUGAUAUGUAGGGGUACUGGCUGCAAGUGCUAUGUUCUUGCUCCUGAUCCUGCAACUCGUACCUUGAAAGUCAUCCGAGUCAUGGAACCUCCAUGCUCAGCGCGUGAAGGCAUUUCCAUAGAGGCCUUGGACAGGAGGUUAUUCCUGUUGGGUGGUUGUAGCUGGCUAAAGGAUGCUAAUGAUGAAGUGUAUUGUUACGAUGCUUCUUCAAAUUCCUGGAGCAAAGCAGCUCCCAUGCCUACUGCUAGGUGUUAUUUUGUAUCAGCAGCUCUGAAAGACAAGCUCUAUGUUACUGGUGGAUUAGGUUUGACGGACAAGUCACCUAAUUCCUGGGACAUUUAUGACAAAGCCACAGACUCCUGGUUUGCGCACAAGAAUCCAAUGCUCACCCCUGACAUAGUCAAGUUUGUGGCCUUGGGCGGUGAGCUGGUGACCAUCCACAAGGCCGCCUGGAACAGGAUGUACUUCGCUGGGAUAUACAACCCUGUUGACCAGACCUGGAGGGGCACGGCGAAUGAGAUUGCCUUGUGCUGGUCUGGCCCGACUGUUGUUCUGGAUGAUGGAACCCUCUACAUGCUUGACCAGUCUCUGGGCACGAAGCUGAUGAUGUGGCUGAACGAGACCAAAGAGUGGGUGAUGCUAGGCAGGCUGUCGGACAAGCUCACGCGCCCCCCUUGUGAUCUUGUGGCCAUUGGUAGGAAGAUCUACGUGAUCGGCAGGGGACUGAGCACAGUGACGGUUGAUGUCGACACGGCGGCCAGGGUUGAUGGUUUCUUGGUGUCCACGUCAACUGGCCCCCUGAUGGAGCAUGACUUUCCACCGGAGAGAUGUAGGGUCAUCACCAUCUGAAAGACUGGACAGUGUAAUUGACUUUGCCUGUUAAUAUAUGAAAUAAAGAUCAUCUUCUUAGUAAAUUUGCUUCAUAUGGUCUGUAACAGUGGAUGUAUAUUGACUUCUCAUUUUGAGAUGGAUGUACAACGUUGUUUUAACACUAACAUCAGGAAUUUCAGAGUGUGCAAUAUACCCCUGUGAGGUUUUUGUU
This is a messenger RNA of Lolium perenne, 1483 nucleotides long. Its product is annotated as F-box/kelch-repeat protein SKIP4. Gene Ontology annotation, molecular function: protein binding. Lineage: Eukaryota; Viridiplantae; Streptophyta; Magnoliopsida; Poales; Poaceae. The record is from RefSeq and is a predicted model, not a curated record.